GCGGCACCGGGCACCGGGCUGCAUGUGGACUCGGGCAGAAGAAGCCGGGGGUCCCGCGCAUGGAGGACGGAGCUGCAUGGCCCGGGGGGACCCGUGUCUGGAUGGGGGUCUGGAUGGUGAUGAUGCUGGGGACACCUGUGACAGCAGCAGGAACAAGUCAUCAGUCUCAUCUUGAGAAGAUUCGGUCGCAUUCUGAAGUAAUCACCCCUCGCUGGUUGACGCCUAGUGGUCUGCAAGAUAAACUCAGUGACAAAUAUCCAACAUAUGCAGAAGUGAUGGUGAUGGCUGAAGGGAGGAAGAUGAUUCUAACUCUUCAGAGAAACGAGCAACUUAUCCAUAUGAAUUAUAGACAGAUCCAUUACAGCUCCAGUGACAUUCCUAUUGUGCAUAAACCCAACAUGACGGACCAUUGUUAUUACCAUGGAGCUGUGCGCGGAGAGAAGGACUCCAGUGUUACAGUCAGCACCUGCUCAGGAAUAAGGGGACUUAUAACACUCAGCAAUGGCGUAAGCUAUGUAUUGGAACCAUUGCCAGGAGACAGUGAUCGACAUCUCAUCUACAGAGCUGAGUAUCUUGAAGUGGGAAAAGGCAAAUGUGGACACUUGACAUCUGGAGAGAGACACUUCUCCAACUCCACCUACCAUCCUCAUCAUCGGGUGAGGAGAGAAGAUGUGGAGGGGGACAGAUGUGUGGAACUUUACCUAGUCGCCGACUACGCUGAGUUCCAGAAACACGACUUUGACUUGGAGCGUACUCAGCACAAGAUGCUUGAAGUUACCAAUUAUAUAGAUAAGUUUUACAGGGCUCUGAAGAUUCGCAUUGCAUUGAUUGGUUUGGAGGUCUGGACAACAGAGGAUAAGUGCAAUGUGUCAGAAAAUCCAUACGUCACCUUACGUGCCUUCCUGUCUUGGAGAAGAAAGAUCCUAUUAAAGACACCACAUGACAAUGCACAGCUCAUAACAGGGCGCACUUUCCACGGUACCACAAUUGGACUGGCUCCACUGCAGGCAAUGUGCUCUUCCUAUCAGUCUGGAGGUGUGAACAUGGAUCAUUCAGACAAUGCAAUUGGAGUGGCGGCCACGAUGGCCCAUGAAAUGGGACAUAAUUUUGGAAUGAGCCAUGAUGCUGCCGGUUGUUGCACAGCAAAACCGGAUGACGGCGGCUGCAUCAUGGCUGCUGCUACUGGGCAUCCUUUCCCCAAAGUGUUCAAUGCCUGUAAUAUACGAGAACUGGACCGCUUCUUACGUUCAGGAGGAGGAAUGUGCCUCAGCAACAUCCCAGACACCAAGAAUCUGUAUGGAGGAGCACGUUGUGGCAAUGGCUUCUUGGAGGAGGGGGAGCAGUGUGAUUGUGGAGAUCUUGAGCAAUGUGAUAAUCCAUGCUGUAAUGCCACCACAUGCACGCUGCUGCCAGGGGCUGAAUGUGCCCAUGGGACUUGCUGCCAUCAUUGCAAACUCAGGCCACCUGGGUUCCCAUGUCGGAAGACAUCCAGAGCCUGUGACCUUCCAGAAUUCUGUACCGGACAUUCUGCUGCGUGUCCUGCUAACUCCUUCCAGAUGGAUGGAACCUCUUGCCAAAAUGGAGAAGCUUUUUGUUACAACGGGAGAUGUCUUACCCAUCAGCAACAGUGUCAGCAGCUCUGGGGAAAUGGAGCGAGCAUAGCGCCGAAUGUGUGCUUUGAAAGGAUCAAUGCAGCUGGCGAUCAGUAUGGCAACUGCGGUCGAGAUAUGAAUGGUGAAUACAGGAAGUGUGAAACCAAACAUGCCAAGUGUGGGAAGAUCCAAUGCUUAAGCUCUGCCUUUAAACCCAUUGAACAAAACGCAGUUGCGAUAGACACCACUAUUACCGUGCAGGGGAGACGCAUUCUCUGCAGGGGGACACAUGUUUACAGAAUAACUGAAGAGGAAGAUAUGAUGGAUCCAGGCCUUGUCCUUUCAGGCACUAAAUGCGGACUGAAUGAGCUUUGCUUUGAAGGACAGUGCAAAAAUAUAUCAUUCUUGCAAGUGGAUGAAUGUGCUAAGAAAUGCAGUGGAAAUGGGAUUUGCAAUAAUAACCAGAACUGCCAUUGUCUCCCUGGAUGGAGGCCUCCCUAUUGUAACCAGACAGGUAAUGGCGGCAGUUUAGACAGUGGACCGGUGCCUGCAGAUAGUUCACAGUCUGUGGUCUUCUGGAUCUUUAUUCCUCUAUCAUUACUAGCUGGGAUUAUACUGAUGUUGUCCAUAUACCUCCACAAACACGGGUUUUUAAAAAAAUGCCUUCAGUCGGACAAUGUGCCUGUAGCAGGGUCUCUGCACAAGAGUGAAAGUGGGGAGAAAGCAAGACUUGAUUCUUCCUCGAGACCCAAACCUCAGACUCACAUGUGCCCGAAGAGACCAAUCAACUUGCAGUCCAGUACCAGGACGGAAGAACAAAGGUCAGCAGCCAGACAUCAGCCUAGUCACCACCCGGUCAGCAAGCAGCUAGAGAGGGGUGCUGUAAAAAAUACUCAUCAACUGAGAAUUCCUCCACCAAGCAGACCACCACCACCACCCCCAACUCAAGCACCCACUAAGGCAUUACAGCCCCCUAGAAAAACUCCACCGCCUGUACCCCCAAGCAGGACGAGGCUGACCGCCAAGGUCUGAAGAGGAACAUUUGCAGAUGAUCUGUGACAUUAUGUUUAAAGGGACAAGAUAGCUUUAAUUUCAGCAUAGAGAUUAAAGGCAGUAUUAUAAGAUGAGCUGCCAGUAUUGUUGACUCCUGUGUAAAUGAUUUAGGGGUUCUAAGAACUGGAGAUAUGCAAGAUCAUGGGGUCAGGAACAGUGGCGUGCCUAGGGUGUUCGGCACCAGGGGCGAGUCCUUUCUCUGCCCCCCCCCCCCCCCCCAAUACUUGACCACAUACCUCUUACAUCCAGGGACAUCUCCUGUCA
Messenger RNA from Bufo bufo (common toad), 2909 nucleotides. RefSeq names its product ADAM metallopeptidase domain 19 (gene ADAM19). Gene Ontology annotation, molecular function: metalloendopeptidase activity. The record is from RefSeq and is a predicted model, not a curated record. Bases 60 to 2624 code for a protein of 854 amino acids. The transcript is spliced from 22 exons. Lineage: Eukaryota; Metazoa; Chordata; Amphibia; Anura; Bufonidae. Gene Ontology annotation, biological process: membrane protein ectodomain proteolysis.